UGUUUUGCUCUUCAAAUGAGCACUCGAACUCGAAUGUUGGAGGGAAAAUUAUCACGUACUAGGUAUAUUCGUAUACCUUGUUCGCAAUAUUAUUCUGCAAUAGGGCAUCGAUUAAAUUUCUCUCUAGCACAACUGUUAUUUGCAAAAUUCUUGUUGAGUCGCCAAAAAUAAUUCCUGUGAACAUAUUUUAAAUCUAUGUAAAUUGAAACGUCCUGAACAAUUCCAACCCGAAGUUUUGCCAAAUUUUUUUUGCAAUGAUAGGGGGCACCACAGCUGUCAUAAAUUCUAUGCGACAUACUUGCAGACACUUGGGACUUGGACAGUUCUUAGAUGCGAUAACACUGCUAACCAAACUUAUUGCUUUAUAAGUGGUUUUAACUUCUACAUUAAACUUUUAAAAGUAUUUACUGUUGCACAGGAAAGUUCGAAGUUGAUCACAAGAAUGGCCAGUCGUGAAGGUGGUAAGAAAAAGCCUCUCAAAGCACCGAAAAAGGAACAAAAGUUAAUGGAUGAUGAAGAUGUAGCAUUCAAGCAAAAGCAAAAGGAACAACAGAAAGCCCUUGCCGAAGCUGCAAAAAAAGCAAGUCAAAGGGGACCUCUUGUUACAGGCGGUAUAAAAAAAUCUGGUAAAAAAUGAUCCAGUUAAGACUGAUUAAAUACAUUAUAAAUGUGCAUACCAUGUCAAUAUCUGUCGUUGACAUUACGGAUUAGUACAUCAUCCGGGAUGUAUUUUGGAUUCUUCAUCCUAAAAAAUGGUUGAUAUUUGUAAAUAAAUCUUUUAUUAAAUCACAACAAAUGUACAUUU
This is a messenger RNA of Ceratina calcarata, 805 nucleotides long. Its product is annotated as translation machinery-associated protein 7 homolog. The record is from RefSeq and is a predicted model, not a curated record. NCBI's taxonomy places the organism in Eukaryota, Metazoa, Arthropoda, Insecta, Hymenoptera, Apidae. The transcript is spliced from 2 exons. Bases 443 to 637 code for a protein of 64 amino acids.